Molecule: messenger RNA, 2021 nt
Organism: Neolamprologus brichardi
Lineage: Eukaryota; Metazoa; Chordata; Actinopteri; Cichliformes; Cichlidae
Gene: sox2
Product: SRY-box transcription factor 2
Biological process (GO): negative regulation of transcription by RNA polymerase II; brain development; positive regulation of transcription by RNA polymerase II
Cellular component (GO): nucleus
Molecular function (GO): DNA-binding transcription activator activity, RNA polymerase II-specific; RNA polymerase II cis-regulatory region sequence-specific DNA binding
Source: RefSeq, a predicted model, not a curated record
UAAUCCAACUUUAACUUUCUGUGUGGGUCUAAAAGUUUGCAAGCAGCCACUUUCUCGCUUCUGCAUCACGCUCUCUUUCAGUAUGAAGUGUGGAAAUAAUCAUCAAGUGCUCCCAUUAACAUGUUCCCACAGAAAAAUCCCCAUCAGCCUGAAAAUAGUAAAUAUGUACUUGGUAUUGGCUCAUAUGGGCACCCUGUGUAUGUGUGUGUGGCUCUCUGUGUGUGUGUCUGGGGCAGGCAGACUCCGCCCCUUUAUGCUAAUUAAGGUCUCCCAUUGGCGUGUCGCUGGGAAAAAGGCCGGCUCUGAUUGGCCGAGUCGAACCCAUUUAUACGCUGACAGCCCCCGGUCGCAUGAAUGGUUGUCUAUUAACUUGUUUCACAAACUAUCCGGAGUUGUCACGGCUCGGCUCGGGCGGACAGAGGCGAAAAAGUGCGGGUUUGUUGACGCUCGUUUUCGGAGAAGCGACGGGAGAAGUUUUGUGGACACAACAUUAGCGGGGAGCUGUUUUGGAAGAAGGCUCUCUCUCUGCGCGCUGAGAGGGAGAGAGAGGAAAAGAGAGCGAGUGUCUGUGUGUGUGCGUGAGCCUGUGUGUGCGUGUCUCUGUGUGUGUGCGUGUGUGUGUGUAUAUGCGUGAGUGUGUGUGUGUGUGUGUGUGGAGAGAAGCGGCUUGAUGCUUGUUGUUUUUGUCCAGAGAAAAGUUGCAUAGAGAAAUCCCGGCAGGUAACUUUUCGCUGCAGCCCUGCUCGCUCCUCACUGUCCGCUCCGCUGGCUGCUGGAGUUUUUCUCUUGGCUUCUUUGUUUUUUUAACAUUUUUUUUUCUGGGAUUCAACUUUUUUGAAAUUAAAAAUCUGUUCCCGAUGUAUAACAUGAUGGAGACUGAACUGAAGCCCCCAGCUCCCCAGACCAACACGGGGGGCACGGGCAACACCAACACGUCCGGCACCGGCAACAACCAGAAAAACAGCCCCGAGCGGGUCAAGAGACCCAUGAACGCCUUCAUGGUGUGGUCCCGGGGACAGAGGAGGAAGAUGGCGCAAGAAAACCCCAAAAUGCACAACUCGGAGAUAAGUAAGAGGCUGGGCGCAGAGUGGAAACUCCUGUCGGAGAGCGAAAAAAGACCUUUCAUCGACGAAGCCAAGAGACUGCGGGCCCUGCACAUGAAGGAGCACCCGGAUUACAAAUACCGGCCCCGACGGAAAACCAAGACCCUCAUGAAGAAGGACAAGUACACCUUGCCCGGUGGCCUGCUGGCUCCAGGAGGCAACGGGAUGGGGACCGGGGUCGGUGUCGGGGUCGGGGCCGGGCUGGGCGGCGGAGUGAACCAGCGCAUGGACAGCUACGCCGCGCACAUGAACGGCUGGACCAACGGGGGCUACGGCAUGAUGCAGGACCAGCUGGGUUACCAGCACCCGGGGCUGAACGCUCACAACCCGAGCCAGAUGCAGUCCAUGCACCGCUACGACAUGAGCGCCCUGCAGUACAACUCAAUGACCAGCUCCCAGAGCUAUAUGAACGGCUCCCCGACAUACUCCAUGUCCUAUUCCCAGCAAACCACGCCGGGGAUGACCGCCCUGGGCUCCAUGGGGCCCUCCUCGGUGGUGAAGUCCGAGUCCAGCAGCUCCAGCCCGCCCGUCGUCACCUCGUCAUCCCACCGGGCCGCCCCGGGCUGCCAAAGCGGGGAUCUGAGAGACAUGAUCAGCAUGUACCUGCCCGGGGCGGAGGUCAGCGAACCGACCGCCCAGACCAGGCUACACAUGUCCGGGCACUACCAGAGCGCCGUGCCCGGGACGACGAUCAAUGGCACGCUGCCGUUAACACACAUGUAAGAGACAUGAAAGCAAGAAAGAAAAGGAGAGAGAGAGAGAGAGAGAAAGAACUUUUAUAAGAGAAACUGUGGACUACUUAACGUUGGACUAUUUUUGUACAGAAAAAUUUCGGGGUGGGAAAAGUUGUAUAGAAGUCUCCAAGAAAAAGAAAAAAGGGACACACGACUCUUUUUAUUUUGUCUUUUUUUUUUUUCC